Molecule: messenger RNA, 1884 nt
Organism: Paracoccidioides lutzii Pb01
Product: iron-sulfur cluster assembly associated protein Nar1
Exons: 2
Coding region: 1-1884 (627 amino acids)
Biological process (GO): iron-sulfur cluster assembly
Cellular component (GO): cytosolic [4Fe-4S] assembly targeting complex
Molecular function (GO): 4 iron, 4 sulfur cluster binding
Source: RefSeq, a predicted model, not a curated record
AUGAGCGCGAUUCUGUCCUCCGAUGAUUUGAAUGAUUUUAUAUCCCCUGGUGUUGCCUGUAUAAAGCCCGUGGAGACAUUACCAGAGGAAGAUAGUAAAAAGCAAGAGAAUGCAUAUGAGGUGACGACAGAGGACAAGAUCCAAGCUGGAAAACCUCCUGCUGCUCAAAUUUCCUUAACAGAUUGUUUGGCAUGUUCAGGAUGCGUCACCUCAGCGGAAGCAGUUUUGGUAUCUCUCCAGUCGCACGCCGAAGUGCUCAAAACCUUGGACUCGUGUCCUGAAUUUCAGAUCCACAAUCAAAAGAAAUGCGGCUCUGAAAGUUCAAGGCCCGAUGUUCCUUGCUCUGCUGAGGGGCAAAAAUGCUCAGCAGAUGGCAGGAAGAUAUUUAUUGCAAGUGUCAGUCCACAGGUUAGAGCUAGUUUGGCGGCAACCUUUGGCAUAUCCGAACGCAAAGCUGGAUACCUGAUUGAACAGUUUCUGAGUGGUCCUCAGGGAUUAAGAGCUGGUGGCGCUCAUGGCAGCGGCUUCACUUGGGUUGUUGAUACAAAUGUGAUGCGAAAUGUUUGCCUGGAACUGAGUGUCACUGAGGUUAAAGAAUCCUUGGAGAUCCCGGGGAAUACAAUCAGCGGGGAAGAGUUUCCAGUCCCAAAACGACCAAUACUGUCAUCUAUUUGUCCGGGAUGGAUUUGUUACGCCGAAAAGACUCACCCACACGUCCUACCUCACAUGUCCCGCAUUAAGUCCCCCCAGGCUCUCACGGGCACUUUGUUGAAAAGUGUAUUGAGAAAAGCAUUAAACAUUUCGCCGUGCCAUAUUUGGCAUUUAGCCAUCAUGCCAUGUUUUGAUAAAAAGCUAGAGGCUAGCCGACAGGAAUUAACGAAUGCGUCAUGGCAAGGGCUAUCAUGGACUGAAUCUCAUACCCCUGUCCGAGAUGUUGACUGCGUUAUCACCUCCCGCGAGCUUCUCAUGCUGGCGACUUCCCGAAAUAUAUCCCUCUUAAACCUCCCUAUGAAACCAUUACCUCCGUCUUCCAUCACCCCAUUCCCAGAUACGUACCUUGAACCUUUCCUCUUUCCAAAAUCCCUGCCACAUGUCCAAUCCCCGGCGGCGGGUCCGUCAGGCGGCUACCUCUACCACAUUCUCACGACCUACCAACGUCGCAAUCCAGGAAGCCAUAUCCAAACACAACGUGGUCGAAAUUCUGAUGUGAUCGAAUACGCCCUAACUUCCAACUCAGGCGACACAAUUAUAAAAGCUGCCCGCUACUAUGGCUUUCGGAAUAUCCAAAAUUUAGUCCGAAAACUAAAGCCCCCGCGAACGUCGCGGCUACCCGGCGCCAAGCCUAUAAUAGCUCGAAGGGCAGCCGGGGCUGGAUCUGUAGCUGGCAACGCAUCAGUCACAGAUUGCUCUUAUAUCGAAGUAAUGGCUUGCCCAGGUGGAUGCACGAAUGGGGGCGGUCAAGUCCGCGUCGAGGAUGCGCGGGAAAUAAAUCCACCAAAGUUAGAGGAGCAGCCGUCCACACAAGCACCCGUCGACUCUGCGCAGCUACAGCAAUCUACUUCAAAGCCAACCCCACACGAACAACGAGCCUGGCUAGCACGGGUCGACGAAGCAUAUUUUUCGGCCGAUUCCGAUUCCGACUCGGACUCCGUAGCGGGUCAUUAUACUACCACCCUGCUCAACGGUGAUAGCGGUCAUAGAGAUAUCGAUGCUAUUCUUUCCCAUUGGUCCAAGAGUACCAACAUCCCCCUUGAGAACCUAGUUUAUACCACAUUCAGGAAAGUUGAGAGCGACGUGGGCAAGGAUAAGGGUAAGGAUGCAACGAAGGUGGGAGACACGGCCCGUGUUGCGGAACUUGCAGGCAAGAUCGGUGGGGGUUGGUAG